AUGGCGGACGAGUUGUAAGAAGUGAGCCUCAUAUUCAGUUCAAAGAUGAAUCUAUUGCCUAAAUCCGACUCACAAUUCAAAACUAAGGAGUACUGGGACAAAUUUUUUCUUAAGAGAAAAGAAGCAUUUGAGUGGUAUGGUGAUUACUUCGAAUUGUCAGCAGUCUUACACAAGUAUAGUAAAGUAAAAGACAAUAUUCUUGUUCUUGGUUGCGGGAAUUCAAGAUUAAGUGAAGAUCUAUACGACCUUGGAUAUCAUGGCCUUGUUAAUAUUGAUAUAUCAGACGUAGUUAUAACCCAAAUGAAAGACAGGAAUGAGGACAGGAGACCAGAGAUGCAAUUCAUCAAGAUGGAUAUGCUCAAGAUGACCUUUUCAGAAGAGCAAUUCAAUGUCAUUCUUGAUAAGGGAGCACUGGAUGCAAUAUUUGUCAGUGAUCAAGAUGAUUCUGUUGUUGCAGAUGUGGACCAAAUGUUUUCUGAAGUACAGAGAGUCCUUAAAACUAAUGGUCGAUACAUAUGCAUCACAUUGGUGCAGGAACACAUUCUCGAAAAACUUUUAUCCUACUUUUCAAAUGGAUGGUUCAUUCGAGUUCACUAUGUUGUAACAAUUUCACCUUUGCCUGUGUUUGCUUUUGUAUUCACAAAAACCAAAUUUUCAGGAGCAGACUCCAGUGCAUUUCCAAAGAUACUAGAGCUGUGUUUUGAUGGUUCAGACAAGAUUCAAAGAGUUACAACUUUGUCAGGCAUAAAAAAUGCCAUUAAGAAUAAGCAAGAAUAUGCAAUCAUCAAACAGUCAUUACGUAAAUUUGAUCCAGAAAACAGCUUUAGCUUGGAACUUUGGGGUUCAGAGGGACAUAGGGAACCCAGGUACACUUGGACCGUUAUCGAUUCUCCACCAAACCAAUUUCAGAAUGGAUUAUAUGCUAUUUUUAUUAUACCUCAAGGCCGUGAAACUGAACAUUGCUUCAAAUCUGAUGAAGGAAGAAGAGAUCUUGCUGCUACUGCAAAAUAUCAAAGACUAGUCAUAGUGACACUACACAGAGGACAUCAAUAUGAAGACAUAGAGACUAUAAAACAAGAACUAUCAGCCAAAGCUAUGGACUUGGCACCUGAUGGGGUCACUAAUGAAAAUUUGGUACCUUUUCUAUCUGUGGGAGGUGACAUUGGUAUACGCAAUACUUUAGAGAAGGGCAACAGUGAAUUCCAUGGUGACUAUGUCAUAGAAGAAGUAUCUGGUGAAGGCGGUGAAAAAAUAAGGCGCCUUGUAUUUCUAAAUGACCCUACGGUUAUACAGUCAGAAGCACAUAUAAAAACAGAUAUAAUCAAAAUUAAAGGCAAAAAAGGCAAAACCAAGCAAAAGACUGAAAUUAGAGNGAUUAUCCUGAGCUCAAAGAAAGCAGGCCUACUGGUUGGACUUGGAGGCGGAAGUGUAGCCAUGUUUAUUCAUGAUUUUUUCCCUCAGAUAGCUUUAGAUGUUGUUGAGAUAGAUCCAGAGAUGGUCAGUGUUGCCAAAAAGUGGUUUGAUUGCAAAGAGGAUGAAAGAUUGAAAGUAAUAACUGAUGAUGGACUGGAAUUUAUAAAUACAAAAGCAGUUACCUGUAAAGAGCCCAUUUAUCACAUUAUCAUGUUUGAUGUCAACAAUUCAAAAGAGGCAAGUGAAGGUUUGCUUGGGCCUCCACUGAAUUUCUUUGACCAGGAGUUUCUUCACAAUAUCAAAAAGAUACUCUACAAGCAUGGAGUAUUGGCUAUCGACUUUGGAUGUCAAAACCAAGCUUUGCGUACUAAACUCCUUCAAAAUAUUCAAUGCGUGUUUGAUGAAGUAUAUGUGCUAAAGGUUGGGGGUUUGGUAAAUGAAAUAGUGUUUGCUGUACCACAUUCUGAUAAAAAAGGAAGAGAGUCAAAAAUACUUGAAGUGCUGAAGUCUGUGAAAGAUGUACAAAAGUUUGGAGAGGAAUCAAAGCAAUGGAAUGAAGAAACUGAUCUAUGUGACAUUAUGAAAGACUUGGUUCUUCUAUGACAAAUGCUGUUAAUUUUGGUCACCUGUARAACAUUCAACAUAUUCUUGCUAGUUUUAUUUGUACAAAUGUUUGGAGAGAAAUCAAAGACAUUCUUGAUCUUGGUUCUUGUACGACAAAUGCUGUUAUUUCAGACACUAUUGAAACAUUCAURUUAUGUCGUCAUGUUUUCCUUAUCAAUGAUGAUAUAUGUUAUGUUCUUGACAGGGAAUAAAUACACUAUAAUCCAG
Exaiptasia diaphana is the source of this 2244-nucleotide messenger RNA. RefSeq names its product eEF1A lysine and N-terminal methyltransferase. The record is from RefSeq and is a predicted model, not a curated record. The coding region runs from base 46 to 2016 and encodes 656 amino acids. The transcript has 11 exons. NCBI's taxonomy places the organism in Eukaryota, Metazoa, Cnidaria, Anthozoa, Actiniaria, Aiptasiidae.